Molecule: messenger RNA, 5396 nt
Organism: Scleropages formosus (Asian bonytongue)
Lineage: Eukaryota; Metazoa; Chordata; Actinopteri; Osteoglossiformes; Osteoglossidae
Product: junctional protein associated with coronary artery disease-like
Exons: 3
Coding region: 248-4381 (1377 amino acids)
Biological process (GO): positive regulation of blood vessel endothelial cell proliferation involved in sprouting angiogenesis
Cellular component (GO): adherens junction; ruffle membrane
Source: RefSeq, a predicted model, not a curated record
UGGAGAGGAGGCGACCGGGCAGGCGGGUACGGUCGCAGUACGAGUCAGCGCCAGGCUCGGAAGAAGCAGCCUUUGCUUCCAGCUGCACGGUAGUCAGAGUGGGACCUCCAGGAUAAGUGUGUUAAUGUUUCCCUUCCUGUGUCUCCCCCCUGCGCUCACAGUGAUGGCCUGCACUUCAGAGCUGCGGACCAGCUCCCGGCGCUGAGUGCGGGGGGCGGGCGCUCGUCCUGCCGGGGAGGAGCUCACCAUGUACAGCGUGGAGGACCUCCUCAUCUCUCAUGGAUACAAGCCGGCCAGGAGCUCGCGCCGCGAAGCCGCCGCGGAGGCGAGGCCGGGCCGCGGGGGAGCGAGCGGGCGAGCGGAGCCAGCAGACACCGGAGCCUCGCUCGGCAGCAGGCAGGCGCACAGUUGCCCCGGCGACGGCGAACACGGGGAGAGGAGCCGGAGGAGAGAGGAAGCAGCAGGAAGCAGUAAUCCUGGUGACGUGCGGACCCAGGGUGCUUUCCUUACCGCGGGUGGUGGGUUCUGUGAUGGACCGUGUGGAUUGUACUGUCACCCGCGGUCAGAUAGAGAUGUCUCCUACUGGAGGCGGAGGGGCCAAGACUUCAGUGUCCCCCUGGGCUAUGCAGAUAGUCAACCGAAGACGGAAGCACCGGGGAAGGUAGAGCGCAGGUCCGAGUGGCAGGCCUGGGAAGAGACCAUGUGGCUGAGAGGGAGGGCAGCAGGAAGCCGGGAGCCGUGGAUGGCGGCAGGGGACAGGAAGUGUCAGAGUCUUGGCACAGAGGAGUGGAGAUCGGCCAUCGGUCUGGGCCGCCAGCUCUCCGACAACGAGAGCCAGGUGUGGGCUCAUGAGCAGCUCCACCAAAGGCCUGCAGAGGGCGCUAUCCACCCCAAAACCAAAGGGAAGUCGCUGUCUCUCCCCAGAGGGCUGCCAACAGAAAGUCUGACCGUUUAUGGCAGCCAGCGUGCAGACGGCAGCGGUUCUCUGGGGUCCUACCAGAAACACCCCGAAAGUGCGGUGUCACAUGAGCUGUGGACAGAGAACGGCCGGUCGCUUGGCCACACUUCCCUCUUGCCAAAGCCUAUGUUCAGCAGGCCUGUUAAGCCUCCCUCCUAUGAGGCACACCAGCAGACACGGGGCAGCUGGGAAAUGCUCGCCGGGGACCUGGGACCCAGGCCCAGAGACCGAGUAAUCCGUCUGUCCAAGAGUGGGGAGUUCAGCCAGGAAUAUUUUGCACACCCGCCUGCAGAAUCUGGUUCGGGGCCUCCAGGUUACAUACCUCCACCUUCUUACACGAGACCACAGCUGCAGAACGGGGCCCAAAAGAGCCACAGCCAGGUGUGCGGCUUCCUGCUGAAGGGGGAGGCAGAGCCUGGGGUCUGGGAGGUAGGGAAGUGGCCUUGUAGAUCAGUUAGAGGCUCCUGGAUGGAGUACCAGGAGGAAAGAGGUGUUGCCUGUGGCAGACAGGCCUACCCGGGGUACGUGGACCAGCGUCUGGGAUGUGUCCAGUACUUGCCGUUCCACGACCCGCGCGUGCGACACAUCUCAGGUGGACAGUGGGGAAACUCUCUGACCGACUCAGACAAAAUCAGAAACAUCCAUAGAGAGGUUCCCAGUGCUAAAGUGUUAGGACAAUCCACACGCGAUAGUGCCUUCCUCCCCCCAGAGGGGCUCACUCCCAGUACGGACCUUAGCAAAGCGUCUCCUAAUGACAAUGACGUCGGCAAUAGGUGGAACAGCUGUGUGCACAAGGGGAGUAAUAACUCUGUUGCAGUUGACCAAAACAGUUCCGAGAACCACAAAGCUUUUCCGUCGACAUCAUCAAGGGAGAAUGGAAAUGUGGAGCAAAGUUUUCCCGAAGCGAUCGCUCAAGUGAAGAAAAUCGAGCCUGCAGUUGAAGCGGAGAAACCCAAACAAGUGAAACGGAAACUCAACGAGACCAUCUUCUGCUUGGUUUCCAUCCCUGUUCACCUUCAGCCCGACCGCAAGUGCUCCGAUGUGAAUAACAACGAAACUCCGAACACGACAGAAUCGAGCAACCCCAUUAAAAAUGACACAAGCCACUUGCAAAACCAAAGUCUCCCAAGCACAUCGUCAACGAGUUUGGAGCUGCAGCAGCCCCUGGGCAGCAUCACAGAUGAGAAACCGCUGAGGAAGGUCUGUCUGAAGAAAGAGGUGUUUGACUCACGGUCCAUCAAGCUGAGCAAACAUAUAGAGCUGCGAUACUCCGGCUCUUGGCCGGGUGAUCAAUACCGAGACCAGGAGACGCAGACCAGCUUCUGUGAGGCUCCCGAAAGUUCACUUCAAGGUCCCCCAAGCCUCCAAGCACAAGAUCAGGGCCAGAGCACCUCCAGAGCUGCUGUGGAAACCAGCCUAGGGACGGACGGCAGCAGCACACUCACAUUUCACACCAUGAAAGGGCAGAAAAGCUUGAACCCCUCAAGUAACAGCGCCUUCUCCAGGACCUCCACGUAUUCCAACCGGUUCACCAAGAGCACAGCGCUGCCAGGACUUGUCUCAGGAAACAGUGAAGGGAAGGACACUGGUCCAGAGGCCUUCGGUCAGUUCUUGCUGAAGCCCGUCAGCCGACGCCCAUGGGAUGCAAUCGAGGAGUUGGAGUCCUUCAACAAGGAGCUUCAGGAUCCACUCAGCAAGAGCACCAGUGUGGACAAGUGCAUCGAGGACCUCAACGAGGCAUACAAAGACAUCCUCGAGUUGAGCAACACCAGCAAUAAUUUCGAAAAUAUCAAGGUGCAAGAUCUGGAGCUCACACAGGACAAAGAAAAUAUGCAAGGGGAGUCCCACUGCAAGUCCAAAAAGAUUAGGCCCACAAUUAAAAGUUGGACUGCUUCCACUGAUCUGGUAUAUCGAGGGGUGAAGAGUGCAUUCUCCAGAAGCACUGGGAAAGCAAUGAGCUUCAGUAACCAGCAGCAGCUGGAGGAAGUUUCCGGCCUCUCGGAGAGUGGCUUUUUAAACUACAGCUUGCCCUCUCAGAUCCCGAAGAAGGUUGACAUCCUUGUUCAGAGGGAACCCCAACGCAGGGAUGUGGGUGUAACUGUGCACCCCUCUGUUGAACCCGUGUGGGCCGCCGGGAAGCUGAUGCAGGACGCCUCCACGCUGACAAGUCCCCCGGAUUACGAGGACAUCUGCCAUGCCCUGCAGUUGACACGGGAUGUUGGAGGCUGGAACAGGACCGCUCCAAUUAAACCGACAGCUGGCAACCCUGACAGAGGAUCGCCUCAGAACUCAUGCAAUUCUGCCGGAUUGAGUUCGGCCUUCGAGCAAGGUGAUUUCUGUCGUAAAACGGAGGCAAAGGCAGAGGGGAAGCAAGAGAGUUCAGCUCCACAGUUUGCUACAGCGAAGAGCUCUAAUAUUCUUUCAGUCAGAGGUCACAGGCCCCAAAAUCCGGAUGGUCCCCGCUGCAUUGCCCGCAACAAAGUGCCCGAUGCAGAAGAUCCACCUGGAGUCAACUCCGGUAACAACUCUGAUCGUUUUUAUUGGAGGAGGCAGCUGUCAUUAGCAGAGAGACAUCUGGAGACGCUCCUCAUCAAUGAGACGUCCAGUGAUGCACCAUUAGAGGACCUGAGCACUCUGUACCAGGUGAAAUGUGCCCAGGGCAUUCCUGAGAAUGAGUCCCUAGAAGAGAGGGCAGCCAGGAUACUAGGCAUCAAUGUGCCCGCAGAGUCUUUAGGAGUUGUGAACCCAAGUAGAUGUGGAGAAGAGGCUAAAGAGGCGGGGGAGGUGGAAAGUAAAGCGCUUCCUUGCAGAGAAUCCUCAGAACCGAACGCAGGUGGAAGCCUUUCAAAUCUGUCUGUGCAAAGUGAAAAGACAUCUGAUGCUCAGGAGCUGGAUGUAAAGGUGCAGGAGAUGGAGAAAGUAGAGGCCAGUGGUGAUGGACCAAUCGAUAGUACCUUUGUGGAGAACACCCCAGGGCUCGACGAGUCCCCGGAAAAUGAGAUUCAGCUGUCUGCAGACAUUGGCAGGAAUGACAAGCUGUCCCUGAGCGAUGAUAAUGGUAACGACCACAGGGACCCCAAGGGUGCUGCGUGGAUAGUCAAGAACCCCGGACAAGAGCAUGUUGCCUCAGCAAGCACUAAUGAAACGGGACGCCCGGAGGUAGAUCUGGAAUCCCAGCCGAAGCACCUCAGCCCUUCGACCUCUGACUUUGGCGAUGGGGUGGAAACUUGGAGCCAUCCGGAACCAGAGCUGGAUGACCACUUACAAGUGCCCCACCAACCCCGCACGGUUGCCAAGAGGGAGAUCACGCUGCCUCCAGGACCCUGCAGCACCUCCAGUGAAGAGGGAAUAAAGGAUGUGGAGACGCAGUCCCUCUCGGACCACACGGACUCCUACGACCCGAGCCAUGUGGAAAGGGUGUGAGACCAGCGAGUUCCGGCACCGGGACCACAAGGAAAGCCUUCAUCCCAUCCUCACGACACACUGAUGGCCUUCUUACUCUUCUUCUUCUUCUUCUUCUUUUUCUCCGACACAAGCAUUGUCUACACGGGGGUGUGACGCCAAGCGCCCUCACCUCCCACCCCCCCAUCUUCAUGCUGGGGUUCUAUCCAUACGGGCUCAUGUUCCCCAUCUGCCUCAUCUGUUCCUUGCCCAGGAUUUUGCAGCACCGCUGCGUGUUCCAGCUACCCCUUUUCACACCGCCCCACUCGUGCGACAGCCAGGUGGCCCUUCGUACCCGGAGCCGCUCCGUCACAGGAAGCCGCCCAGUUUCAAUCUGUGUCGAUGGCCCAAAUUUUACAAUUUGAAAGAGGCAAGGAAGUUUCGGGAAGAUGAGAUCGAGCGCUUCGGCACAGCCCGAUUAAAAUAUCAUAUCAACGGUAUGUGAUCUGGCCUGUACUUUUCCCCGCUGAGUUAUUAAUGUAUGUUGCUGAUCUGUUGUUUAUGCCUUUUUACCAUGAGAAUGUACUCAGCAGCAGGGUGGGUCCAGGCUGGGUUACAGAACACUCUAAAUAAUUAAAUACUGUUAGGUCUGCUGUGCGCCACACCUCUUUGUUUUCCUGGCACAGCAAAGGAGGAGCGCCGGGCGUGGUCCGUACACCACAUUUUACGGUAAUCGCAUCAAAGAGAGCAAUACGGUCGCCCAGGGCUCCUUAGGAGCCACAGGCGGGAGACCCUUUCAGUGUCAUCACUUUAAGCCCAGCUGAAAGAAACCGCACUGUUUCGGUGUGGCAGGGUGCCUCUGUUGAAAGGAAAAACAUUUCUCUGAAUAUUUAUUUUUAUCGCAUCAAAAAUUCCUAGUCAAGCUAAAAUAAUGUACAAAAUGAAUUAAUGAAGUAUAUUUUAAAUAUUCCAAAACAGGUUUUGUAUGUUAUCAUAUUUUAUUUGCCUGGCUUUGAUCAAGCUGGAAAUAUCGUAUGCCUGUAUAUUAUCAUGGUAG